This is a messenger RNA of Danio aesculapii, 704 nucleotides long. It is a transcript of the gene cfap299, whose product is annotated as cilia and flagella associated protein 299. The coding region runs from base 1 to 561 and encodes 186 amino acids. The record is from RefSeq and is a predicted model, not a curated record. The transcript has 5 exons. Lineage: Eukaryota; Metazoa; Chordata; Actinopteri; Cypriniformes; Danionidae.
AUGAAGAACACAGUAUCUCAUUUCUCACAGGACGCAAUUGUGUUCUCGUGGUCUACCGAGUUUGUUCUUCCGAGGAAGCUGGCAAGUACAGGAAAGGAACUCAAAGAUAACUUCCUGAGAGCCCUGGCAGAGCGGGAGGAGGCAAACCGCAGUGGGGAAAUGACUUCCAUCAUUUUCAUAAGGGACCAAAAUGCUCGUGGACAGGAAAUAUCUGGGUAUAUAGACUACUCCCACCGACUAAAAUCUGAAGACUUUGAGCCAUAUUUCAGCGGAAAGAAAAGGCUUUUGCCAAAAACAUCUGACUUAAGCUUCUACAACUGGAGGACGCAGGUGUCCAAACACAAUACCAGCUCAAACUAUGAGGUAAUCACAGAGAAUCCAAGCGGUCUGCUCUUCAAGUGCAAGAACGACAGGAAAAUCUUGAAUGUUGACCCAGAGGAAUUACCUGGCGAUAGCUCCACUCGAACUCCUGUCCAAUCUGACCUAUAUGUGCAUGUUGUCAUUUAUGAUCACGUCACCAGAAAACCCACCACCAGAUCCUGUACGCCACUCUCCAAUUAAAUGUAUUAAAAACACACAGAGUCUCUAAUUUCGUCUAUAUAAAAACAGCGUUAAUCUUACAUUAUUGACUUCCUUUUGUGCACAACAUCUGGAUACGCAGAGUAGCACAUCUGUGCGUUUUGAUCUAUGAUUUACAUUUUCUA